AUGAAAAGGGCAAGAGGAGAAGACGAUUCCAACUCAGUGGACAGAAUAUCCGAGUUGCCACAAGGAAUCUUGCAGCAGAUACUGUACCACCUCUCCCAAGAAGAGGCUGUCCGAACGUCUGUCUUGUCGAAAUCAUGGCGCUACAAUUGGUGUACUCGUCCCAAUCUCGAUUUUUCCGACCGUAGCUUCUUCAAAGGAAGCAAACAAUAUUUUCUAUCCGUUGUGGACGAGACUUUACAACGAUACCGUGAUCAAAGGCUGUGCAUAGAGGAGUUUCACCUCAGUAUAUCGCUAGACGAUUCGGAUCCCGCGUCGGCUUCGUUUCUCGAAAAAUGGAUCCCGACACUCGCAACAACAAAUAAGGGUAUGAAGAAGUUUUGUCUCUCUAUUCGUUCGGAACAAGGUUCGGGAUCGACUCAUCCGCCAUCUGUAGUCUUUGAGGCGGAAUUACUCCAAGAUUUGCACUUCGACAAUUUGACGUUGGACCGAAAGGUUAUUGACCGGAUAAUACUCUUCAAGCAUCUGAAAACACUUCAUCUUCUAGAUGUCCGUAUCGAGGCGGAAAUUUUUCAGAAGAUAAUCUCGAGAUGCCCGAUGAUUGAAACUUUGCAUGUCGAAGACUGUAGGGGGUUAAGAAAAAUUGAGGUGAACGAAUUACAUUGUCUCAAAGACUUAUAUUUCAUCGAGUAUGACUUACAAGAGCGAGAUGAGGAAUGUUGUAGCAUCGAAGUUUAUCCCCCGUCUCUUGAAACCAUCAAAGUUAGUUGCGGUAAUCUUCGGUUCAACAAAGGAGCGGUUCUUUGCAAUCUGAAGCAUUUGUAUCUGCGGGGGGUUGAAAUGUUAUUGCACCGCUUGUCGUCGUGCAAAUUCCCAAGUCUCGAACGCUUGAUUAUUGGCCGUUGCGAUGGACUGAGAGGAAUCAAGCUAUUUAUGGAUGCCCCAAACAUAGUUGAUUUCAGCUAUAAUGGAUUUUUUAUCCCAUCCAUCUCUUUCGCAUCAACUUCUAUCGAGUGGAAGUCGAGAAUAUAUCUGCGUUUACGUGAUGCUCCCUCUUUGUGUGCAUUGUGUGUUUGUCGUCCAAGAAAUAUCGGUUCGUACCACCGCAUCAGUUUGGCUAAGGAAAUGGAGUGUGUGCUGAAGAUUCUGAUGGAGAGAGAAAGUGGAGACGACCAAGACGAUCAACUCAGACAGCUGUGGUUGCAAGAUUUGGAGGAAGUACGCAUGGAGAUUUAUGACACGGAAGGGAGAGAAUAUCAUCCGACAACUCUGUCUGAAUUGCCAAACUAUGAAGAAGAUAGAUAUAAUCGUAUUCGCUUUGCAUUGAAAUGGAGACAACGUUGUUAG
Messenger RNA from Erythranthe guttata (spotted monkey flower), 1344 nucleotides. NCBI's taxonomy places the organism in Eukaryota, Viridiplantae, Streptophyta, Magnoliopsida, Lamiales, Phrymaceae. The record is from RefSeq and is a predicted model, not a curated record.